Molecule: messenger RNA, 3492 nt
Organism: Anguilla rostrata (American eel)
Lineage: Eukaryota; Metazoa; Chordata; Actinopteri; Anguilliformes; Anguillidae
Product: chondroitin sulfate synthase 1-like
Exons: 3
Coding region: 868-3234 (788 amino acids)
Cellular component (GO): Golgi cisterna membrane
Molecular function (GO): glucuronosyl-N-acetylgalactosaminyl-proteoglycan 4-beta-N-acetylgalactosaminyltransferase activity
Source: RefSeq, a predicted model, not a curated record
GUAGAAAGUGCAUCGCGUAUACGAAUACGUUGCCUUACGGUAAAGCCAAUCUGAUCUCCGCGCAGUCCGCUACGGUAUACCAAAUUGGUCAGUAUCCUCAGUAUAAAAUCUGCAGUGUAAAGCGCGUUGGGUAAUCCUCACGGCGAAUGAACAGAAUGGGGGAGAUUCUUUUUGAGCAGGACGUUCUCAGACUAGGUACAAGGGGGGCCAUGUGUAUGCUGGAUUUCGUUCCAAUUUAUCUUUAGUUCAAUUAAGGUAGGCUAAUUGAACAGGUGUUUAAAUUCUUUCAUUGUCCUUGACACAAUGCAGGCAUGGCUCGUUAUCAUUUGCUUUCUAUUAUAAGUAUUCCUUAUGUACAAAAUGGUUCGUUUUUUAGUGACCUUGUGUCCACGCGCUCAUCAAUUCGGGGCCUGUUGAUUAAUCCCAGUUUUUAAUUUCAUCAGUUAAACAUUACCUCUCCUUAUGUAUGCCUAAUCGUUUGCAAAAUAGCACAGCGUGAAUGUGGGACUUUUAUUCUUCACGACAUGCGUAGCUAUUUCGGACAUACUGUGACAAAGAGGAUAUAUAGGCUAAUCCAUCAAAACAUGAAAAACAGAAUUAAGAAAAGUCAACACCUUGUUAAAAUUGUAGGUUUGCAGUUGUGACUGGAACAAAAAGUAGCAUACACCGCGGUCCUCCAGGGCAGAUUUUGACAGCCACUGUCUGAGAGUAAACAAGCCCCUUUGGCACUGGCUGUGUUGCUGCCGAUACAACAGGAGACACUUCUGUUAUGAGAAAGCAGGGGCUGCAAUCCGACAAGUAAGGUCGCUGAAAGAGACACUGUCGUUUAAAAAUAAGCAGCAGGAACCAGCAGCACAGUUUCGAGGGAUGGAAAGUAGCAGUAUGAAAGCAUUGGCUAGUCUUCUUCUAGGCCUGGUAGUUGGGUUUUCUCUGGCUUCCAAAUUUAUUAUGACCCGACCCAGAGAAAUGCAGAAAACUGUUCUGAAACACCGGACUAGCGGCGGCAGCGGACUACUGUGGACACCGCAGGACAACGAUUUUGUGACAGCUCUGAAGAAUUCCCCGAGGCCCAGUAACUUCAUAUUCAUCGGUGUUAUGACUGCGCAAAAAUACCUAAAUAACCGAGCCAUAGCAGCUCAUAGGACCUGGGCUCAGACUGUCCCAGGCCGGUUGCUGUUCUUCUCCAGCGAGGGUUCAGACACCUCUCUCCCACUCCCUGUGGUGCCUCUUCAGAAGGUGGAUGACUCCUACCCACCGCAGAAGAAGUCAUUCAUGAUGCUUAAGUACAUGCAUGACCAUUACCUGGACCAGUACGAGUGGUUCAUGCGGGUGGACGAUGACAUCUACAUCCAUACUGAGCGUCUGGAGAGCUUCUUGCGCAGCUUGAAUAGCAGCAAGGCCUUUCUGCUUGGCCAGACAGGCACAGGGGCCCAAGACGAGCUGGACACGUUGGCACUAGAGCCCGGAGAAAACUUCUGCAUGGGGGGCCCUGGGGUGGUGAUGAGCCGAGAAGUGCUGCGUCGAAUGGCCCCCCACAUCAGCCAGUGCCUGCGGGAGAUGCACACCCGCCAUGAGGAUGUGGAGCUAGGCCGCUGUGUUCGCAGGUUUGCUGGCGUGCAAUGCGUUUGGUCCUAUGAGAUGCAGUACCUGUUUUAUCAGAACUACGAACCUGAUAAGAAAGGGUUCAUCGAGGAUCUGAGCAACAGUAAGCUCUACCAAGCCAUCACCCUGCACCCCAACAAGAGCCCGCCGCACCUGUACCGCCUGCACAGCUUCAUGCUGAGCCGCAAGAUGACCGAGCUGCAGCACCGUACCAUCCGGCUGCACCGCGAGAUCCUGCAGAUGAGUCACCUCACCAACACCACGCCACACAACGAGGACCUGCGGCUGGGCGCCGCCCCUGGCUUCACCGGCCUCCCGUCGAGGCGACGGCAGGAGGUCCUGGAGUGGGAGUUCUUCACUGACGCACAUCUCUACUCCGCCUCCGACCGGCACCCACCACGCCGUGCCCUCAGCCCCCCUCUGAAGGCGGCGCUUGAUGACAUAAUCGUGCAGGUGAUGGAGACGCUCAACGCCAAUGGCAAGGCCAGGGAGCACGUCGUUGAUUUCAAGAAGAUCCUUUAUGGUUAUCGCAGGGUGGAUGCACUACACAGGGCCGAGUACAUCCUGGACCUCCUGCUGCUGUACCGGAGGCUGAAGGGGCCGGGCGUGGCAGUGCCCGUGAGGAGACACGCCUACCUGCUACAGGCCUUCAGCAGGGCUUUCUUUCGGGAGGAGAGCGACAUGGACGCUGCGCUGCUGGCAGGCAGGAUAGACCAGGACUCCGGCCCCAUCGCCUUCUUCCACAAAUCCCUUGGGAGGCUCUAUCCGUUUCGGCUGGGUGACCCCAGCUCAGACUUGAGACCCGGUCUGCCGAGGGUCAACAUCCUGGUUCCACUCUCUGGAAGAUAUGAGGUCUUCGUCCGCUUUAUGGCCAACUUUGAGAAGGUAUGCCUUGCCUCCAAGCAGGCUGUGAAGCUGCUGGUCCUGCUGUUUAGUGCCGAGGAUGAGGCCGAAAGCAAGAGUGGGGGGGCAGAGACAGUCAGACACACUGAGCUGGUGACAAAGUACCACAGGAAGUAUCCUUGGGCAGAUAUUGCAGUCCAGCCUGUAGAAGGCCCCUUUUCCCGGGGGCUGGCCCUACACAUAGGCUCCUCCCACUUCUCCCACAACUCUCUGCUUUUCUUCUGUGAUGUGGACUUGCUGUUUACAGCUGAUUUCUUGAAGAGGUGUAGCGAUAAUACCAUAUUUGGGGAGCAGGCGUACUUCCCUGUCAUUUUCAGCCAGUAUGACCCCAAGCUGGAAGGGGGAGCCAGCAACAGCCCGUAUGUGUUCACCACCAAAACAGGGCUGUGGAGACACUACGGCUUUGGCAUAGUGUGUGUGUACAAAGGUGACCUUGUGCGAGCAGGAGGCGUUGAUGUCUCCAUACAAGGGUGGGGCCUGGAGGACGUGGAUCUUUUUAAUAAAUUUAUCCAAUCGGGGACAAGAGUGUUCAGGAGUGCUGACCCUGGGAUUGUGCAUAUGCACCACCCUGUAGUGUGUGACCCCCAGCUGGAUGCCGGACGCUAUAAGAUGUGCUUGGGCUCCAGAGCCUCCUCCUACGCAGACACCCUCCAACUGGCACAACUGUGGCUGGAAAAGAAUCGUCAGGGCUUCCACAGGACCAAUAUCACACAUUCACAUGUUGACUAAUCUAUUUUCAUGAGGAAGAAAUUAAAUGACUGCACACCCUUUCUGACAAGAGUAUCGGUAAAUGUCAAGAGCAUCUUCAAUUCAGUUAAAAAAUAAUGUAUUUCUGAAUAAGCAUGAGAAUGCAAAGAUGUAUUCUAUUUUUUAUUCUACAUCCAGUCCAAACGUUCUCUGUGGCGGAAACUGGGGGAGGCCUGUCUUACUGCUCUGUGAUGUAUGUACAGGUAAAGCCCCAGUUCAAAACAAAGUGCUGCUACUUAA